Messenger RNA from Maylandia zebra (zebra mbuna), 597 nucleotides. The record is from RefSeq and is a predicted model, not a curated record. NCBI's taxonomy places the organism in Eukaryota, Metazoa, Chordata, Actinopteri, Cichliformes, Cichlidae.
AUGAAGGCAAAGCUCACCAGCACCACAGUGAACCUCGUUCUUCUGGGAUUGGCUGGGACUGGAAAGAGUGCCAGUGGAAACACCAUCCUUGGAAGGAAGCACUUUGUUUCUAAACCCAGUUCAAAUCCAGUCACCACAGAGUGUCAGGCGGAAGAAACUGAGAUAAAUGAUUUACAUGUGCGUGUGAUUGAUACGCCAGACAUGUUUGAUGAUGAAACUGAACCAUCAGUUCGGGACAAACAUGUAAAAAGGUGCAAAGAGCUCUAUGAGUCAGAACUCUGUGUGUUUGUACUUGUGAUGCAUGUGAGCAGAUUUACAGAUGGUGAGAGAGACAUACUGAAAAAGUUAGAAAACACUUUUGGGACCAAAGUGAAAGAACAAACUGUCAUCCUGUUCACCCGAGGAGACGACCUGGAGGAGGCAGACAUGACCCUGGAGGAUUUUCUUCAUUCCUGCCAACCUGGUCUGAAGGAAAUCAUUGAAAAGUGCAACAACAGGUGUGUUCUUUUUGAGAACCGCAGCUCAAGUUCAGACCAGGUGGAAAAGCUAAUGAACACAGUGAGCACGGUGUUAAAGAAAACAGCAAAGAUAGAUUAA